UCUCGCCUCCCGCCCUCCCUCCUCUGGCCAUGGGCUAGCUAGAUGAAGCAGUCAGUUCCGUGGGGCUCGCAGAACAGGCGAUCGGCUCUCCCUUCUUCUCUCGGGGCUUUUCUUUCGUUCCUUUAUUUCCACCCCCCUUCCCUUUCUUUUCUUUCUUUUUUUUUUGCGCGUGUGUAAAUUUCCUCCCCCCUCUCCUGUUGUUGUCGGGUGUCGUCUAUGUGCGUGUCGCGGGGGGUGGCGGGGAAGGGGGGGCCUCUUCGCCCGGGUUAUUGUGUGGCCUGGAUCGCGAGGUGGCAAGUGAUCUGCAAAGAAAAGAAAGCCCGCCGCCAGGGAAGAGGAGGAGGAGGGGGCAGAAAGGGACCAGAAUAAUCAUCCUCGUUAAUAAUAAUAAUAAUAAUAAAAGAGAGAGAGAGGAAGAAAAGAGGGGGAGCGGGAGGCCAAGGAGAAUAAAAGGAGGCUGGGCACAGCUUUGCAUUGAAGAUCGGGGCGCUAUUGAAAAGUGGUGUUGUCUUCCACCCGUGCGUGCUUCCAUCGGGGGAGUAUAUUAGAGCCGGACAGUGGGCUGCGAGAGCAGCAGUACCAGCAGAAGCAGAAGCAGAAGCGGCGGCAAGCUUGGAAGCCUCUCGGAGCAAGGCGGACUGUGCAGGGCAGAGGCAUGCUUUUAUCAAGGAGACCGCAGCUCACGGAGUUUUCCUUAAGUCUUCUUCUCGCUCUCCUAUGUUUGCGAAUCAAGGUUACUCUAACGUCAGGCCAAUUCGAGUUUGAAAUCCUGUCCAUGCAAAAUGUAAACGGGGAGUUGCAAAAUGGGAAUUGCUGUGAUGGGACCCGCAACCCGACUGAUAGAAAAUGCACCAGAGAUGAGUGUGAUACUUAUUUUAAAGUUUGCCUGAAGGAGUAUCAGUCCCGGGUUUCCGUUGGGGGCCCGUGCAGCUUUGGAUCGGGAUCUACCCCAGUCAUCGGCGGGAAUACCUUCAACUUGAAAUACAGUCGGAAUAACGAAAAGAACCGGAUUGUCCUCCCUUUCAGCUUUGCUUGGCCGAGGUCCUACACAUUGCUUGUUGAGGCCUGGGAUUACAGUAAUGACAGUGCUAAUGCAGAUAGCAUUAUUGAAAAAGCUUCUCACUCUGGUAUGAUCAACCCCGGCCGCCAGUGGCAGGUCUUGAAACAAAACGCAGGCGUGGCUCAUUUCGAAUACCAGAUCCGGGUGACUUGCGACGAGCAUUAUUAUGGCUUUGGCUGCAACAAGCUUUGUCGGCCAAGAGAUGACUUCUUUGGACACUACACCUGCGAUCAAAACGGCAACAAAACCUGUUUGGAAGGCUGGAUGGGACCCGACUGUAACAAAGCCAUCUGUCGUCAAGGGUGCAGCCCCAAACACGGUACUUGCAAAAUUCCUGGGGAGUGCAGGUGUCAGUAUGGAUGGCAAGGCCAGUACUGCGACAAAUGCAUUCCACACCCAGGCUGUGUCCAUGGCACUUGCAAUGAACCGUGGCAGUGUCUCUGCGAAACCAACUGGGGUGGCCAGUUCUGCAAUAAAGAUCUAAACUAUUGUGGGACGCACCCGCCUUGUUUGAAUGGGGGCACCUGCAGCAACACGGGGCCGGACAAAUAUCAGUGCUCAUGCCCAGAGGGCUACUCAGGACAGAAUUGUGAAAUUGCGGAACAUGCCUGUCUUUCGGAUCCGUGCCACAAUGGAGGAAGCUGCCUUGAAACCUCUACAGGAUUUGAGUGUGUCUGUGCUCCAGGCUGGACAGCACCAACAUGCACACUUAAUAUUGAUGACUGCUCUCCCAACCCCUGUGGCCAUGGAGGGACGUGCCAAGAUCUAGUGGAUGGCUUUAAAUGUGUUUGCCCUCCUCAAUGGACUGGCAAAACAUGCCAGAUAGAUGCAAAUGAGUGUGAAGGUAAACCAUGUCUCAAUGCUAAUUCCUGCAGGAACCUAAUUGGCGGCUACUAUUGUGACUGCAUUGCUGGCUGGACUGGCCAGAACUGUGAUAUAAAUACUGAUGACUGUAUUGGACAAUGUCAGAAUGGAGGGACUUGCAGGGACUUGGUUAAUGGUUAUCGCUGUGUCUGCCCACCUGGCUAUGCAGGGGAUCACUGUGAGAGAGACAUCAAUGAAUGCACAAGCAACCCUUGUCUGAAUGGGGGUCAUUGCCAAGAUGAAAUCAAUGGAUUCCAAUGUCUCUGCCCUGCUGGAUUCUCAGGAAAUAUCUGUCAGUUGGACAUAGAUUAUUGUGAGCCCAACCCCUGCCAGAACGGAGCCCAAUGCUUCAAUUACGAGAACGAUUAUUUCUGUAGCAACUGUCCAGAAGAUUAUGAAGGGAAGAAUUGUUCGCACCUCAAGGAUCACUGCCGUUCUACUCCUUGUGAAGUCAUUGACAGCUGUACGGUCGCGGUGGCUUCCAACAGCACCCCGGAAGGGGUCCGCUACAUCUCUUCCAAUGUUUGCGGCCCCCACGGAAAGUGCAAGAGUCAAGCUGGGGGCAAGUUUACUUGUGAAUGCAACAAAGGCUUUACCGGCACCUACUGUCAUGAAAACAUCAACGACUGUGAGAGCAACCCAUGCAAGAACGGUGGCACGUGCAUUGAUGGCAUCAACUCCUACAAAUGCAUUUGUAGCGACGGAUGGGAGGGCACCUUCUGUGAAGCGAAUAUAAAUGACUGCAGUAAAAACCUUUGCCACAACGGAGGGACGUGUCGUGACCUGGUCAACGAUUUCUUCUGUGAAUGCAAAAAUGGAUGGAAAGGGAAAACCUGCCACUCGCGGGACAGCCAGUGUGAUGAAGCCACAUGCAACAACGGAGGGACCUGUUACGAUGAGGGAGAUGCCUUCAAGUGCAUGUGUCCUGCCGGGUGGGAAGGUGCCACUUGCAAUAUAGCGAGAAACAGCAGCUGCCUACCAAACCCCUGUCAUAACGGAGGGACGUGUGUAGUGAGCGGUGAUUCUUUUACAUGUGUCUGCAAAGAGGGCUGGGAAGGACCAAUAUGCACUCAGAAUACAAAUGAUUGCAGCCCCCACCCUUGCUACAAUAGUGGACUGUGUGUAGAUGGGGACAAUUGGUACCGUUGUGAGUGUGCACCAGGUUUUGCAGGUCCGGACUGCAGGAUAAAUAUCAAUGAAUGUCAGUCUUCACCGUGUGCAUUUGGAGCUACCUGUAUAGAUGAGAUCAAUGGAUACCGUUGUAUCUGUCCAAGUGGUCGCAGUGGUCCCAGAUGUCAAGAAGUUUCAGGAAGGCCCUGUGUCGCCAGUGGACAUAUUAUUCCAGAUGGAUCAAAGUGGGAUGAUGAAUGUAAUAGCUGUCAAUGUAUGAAUGGAAAAGUGACUUGUUCUAAGGUCUGGUGUGGUCCAAAGCCUUGCCAGAUCAACGCAAAAGGUCACGGCGAAUGUCCUGCAGGAAACACCUGCCAUCCUAUUAGAGAUGACCAUUGCUUUGUCCGGCCCUGUGACAACAUAGGUGAAUGUUGGCCUUCAAAUCAACAGCCAGUGAAAACAACAUGCAAUUCUGAAUCUUACUAUCAGGACAAUUGUGCUAACAUCACUUUCACCUUUAACAAAGAAAUGAUGACUCCGGGUCUUACUACUGAGCAUAUUUGUAAUGAGCUGAGGAAUCUGAGUAUUUUGAAGAAUGUUUCUGUUCAGUACUCCAUCUACAUCACCUGCGAGCCAUCACACUUAGCAAACAAUGAAAUUCAUGUUGCAAUUUCUGCUGAAGAUAUCCAGGAGGAGGAAAACCCAAUAAAAGAAAUAACUGAUAAAAUUAUUGAUCUGGUCAGCAAGCGUGAUGGGAAUAGUACACUUAUUUCGGCAGUUGCCGAGGUCCGAGUGCAAAGGCGACCGGUUAAAAGCAAAACAGACUUCCUGGUUCCAUUGCUCAGCUCCGUUUUGACUGUGGCUUGGAUCUGUUGCCUCGUGACUGCCUUCUAUUGGUGCAUCCGGAAACGCCGAAAGCAGAGCAGCCACACCCACACGGCGUCAGAUGACAACACCACCAACAACGUCCGGGAGCAGCUGAAUCAGAUCAAGAACCCUAUAGAGAAACAUGGCGCCAAUGCCGUCCCGAUCAAAGACUAUGAAAACAAGAACUCAAAAAUUGCCAAAAUAAGGACACACAACUCUGAAGUGGAGGAAGACGACAUGGACAAGCACCAGCAAAAGACCCGGUUUGCCAAACAGGCAACCUACACGCUAGUAGACAGAGACGAAAAGCCACCCAACGGCACUCCCACAAAAAACCCAAACUGGACAAACAAACAAGACAACCGGGACUUGGAAAGCGCACAAAGCUUAAACCGAAUGGAGUACAUUGUAUAGCAGACGGCAGCUGCUGCUGGGCAGGGCCUUUCCCCGAUCAGUUCAAGGCAACUCAGAGCUUGUAGUUCUUAAAAAAUGGUUGUGUAAUAUUUUGAGUCUAAGGCUAUUAUUUGCUUAGAAUCCCUGUGUUAAUUUAAGUUUUGACAAGCUGGCUUACACUGGCAGUGAUAGUUGCUGUGGUUUGGCUGGAUUACCAAGUGCUGCAUUUCACAUCUAUGCAAAACUAGUCAAAAGUGACCCUGUGUCAAUUCAGCAGCAGCUGAUGCAUCCUGGGAAAGUUUCAUGAGGGGUCGUGUAGCCUUUUAUUUAGCUUCCCUGCCGCCUCUCCCCUCCC
Molecule: messenger RNA, 4649 nt
Organism: Pogona vitticeps (central bearded dragon)
Lineage: Eukaryota; Metazoa; Chordata; Lepidosauria; Squamata; Agamidae
Gene: JAG1
Product: jagged canonical Notch ligand 1
Biological process (GO): cell communication; Notch signaling pathway; multicellular organism development
Cellular component (GO): membrane
Molecular function (GO): Notch binding; calcium ion binding
Source: RefSeq, a predicted model, not a curated record